Messenger RNA from Loxodonta africana (African savanna elephant), 38002 nucleotides. It is a transcript of the gene P2RY1, whose product is annotated as purinergic receptor P2Y1. Gene Ontology annotation, biological process: phospholipase C-activating G protein-coupled receptor signaling pathway; platelet activation; relaxation of muscle. NCBI's taxonomy places the organism in Eukaryota, Metazoa, Chordata, Mammalia, Proboscidea, Elephantidae. The coding region runs from base 32462 to 33499 and encodes 345 amino acids. The transcript has 5 exons. Gene Ontology annotation, cellular component: plasma membrane. The record is from RefSeq and is a predicted model, not a curated record. Gene Ontology annotation, molecular function: ATP binding; G protein-coupled ADP receptor activity; G protein-coupled ATP receptor activity.
AAUUUUCUUGGUUUUUAAAAAAUUAUAGUUUUUUUUUUUUUUUUUUAGUAAACUUUUAUUAUUCUUCUCACCUGAUUCCUUCAAUGUUUUACUUUGAAUUCAUUUAAAUUAUUUCUUAGAUCAUUUUUGCCUUUCAGUAAGUCAAUUUGCCAGAUUCAGAGUAUUAAAACAUCUAAUGAAGCAUGGACUUUACCUGCCACUGUUAGUUGAAAGGUUGUAUAAGCAUCUUACUAAGUCAGUGAAACAUGUGUAUUGUUUUAAGGAAGAAGAAACAAGCAAAAGAAGUUGCUAUCGAGUCAGUUUUAACUUGUGGUGACCCCAUAUGUGUCUGAGUAGAACUGAGCCCCAUAGGGUUUUCAAACCGUGACCUUUAUGAAGAAGAUUGCCAGGCCUUUCUUCUGAGGUAACUAUGGGUGAGUUCGAACCUCCAACCAUUUGGUUAGUUGUCAAGCACUUAACUGUUUGUGCCACCAGGAACUCCUUAGGGAAGGAUACUCAUAGGAUAUUUAUAAAAACCCCUAAGUAUAACCUCUAAAAUUAUAAUUCAUUUCUGUGUGAUUACAUUACCCCUGUUUAUAUUUUCUUUAUAGCAAAUAUCACUAUUUUAAGUUAUUUUAUCCAACUAUUGGUCUAUUAAGGUGUUUAUCUCCUCACAUACCCCCAUUCCAAAAGAUACCUUGAGUUAGCAGGACUGGUUAAAUUAUGAUCAUUAUGAUUUUAUUGAAAAAGCCAAGAAAAUGUACUCGACAUACUUUCCACAGAUGUGCUGGCUGGGUAACUAGAUUAACCAGGGAACUGGUGACAACUGAGCAGGGGUCUGAAUGGAGUAAAGCUGGCACACCAUCACCUUGGCACAUACCCUUUCUAGCUACCUAUGCUAUUGAAUAAGGAGUCCCAGUGGUGCAGUGUUUAAGCACUCGGCUGCUAACCGAAAGGUUGUUGGUUCGAACCCAUAAGCCACUCCUUGAAGAAAGAUGUGGCAGUCAGCUUCCGUAAAGAUUACAGCCUUGGAAGCCCUGUGGGGCAGUUCUACUGUGUCCUUCAGUGACGCUAUGAGUUGGAAUAGACUCAACGUUGAACAGGUUUAGUUUUUUAUUUUUUAAUUGUUUUUAGUUUAUGCUGUUGAGUGCUGACUCAUCGUUCCUGCCAGAUUAAACUCUGUUGCAUCCAGCAGCAUUCUACUCUUCCCUCCUGACACCCUGGAGGUGACAUUAAUUAUUUCCAUCUCUAUUUUCUCACAACAGAUUGCUUUUAUCUCCAUUUCAGUACUAAGUUUUGUGCUGUUUGCUAUUACAGGUUUGUUGUUUAUACAUCUGGACCUCCGCAGAGACAGGUGCUUUCUUAUUCGCCUUUGUGUGGCACCAGUGCCUAGCACCAUAUUUCAUAUUUAGUAGGCACUGUGGCUUGCUUGAAUGGAGCCCUGGUGGCACAGUGGUUAAGAGCUAUAGCUGCUAAACAAAAGGUUGGCAGUUCAAAUGCACCUGACGCUCCCUGGUAACCGUAUGGGGCAGCUCUACUCUGUUCCAUAGGGUCACCAUGAGGCGGAGUCCACCCAACGGGUUAGGUUUGUUUUUUUUUGGAAUGGAGCCCUGAUGUCACAGUGGUUUAAAACUGAACUGUUAACCAGAAAGUCAACAGUUGGAAUCCACCAGCCACUCCUUGGAAACCGUUUGGGGUAGUUCUACUCUGUCCUAUAGGGCUGCUAGGAGUGGCUGGAAUGUCUGUUCACUUGGGUUUUCAUUGAAUCUAUCACCUAUCCCUGACUGAAAAUGCAGAUCAGGGAUGUUCUAUCAAACUCUGCUUUUCAAGCUGUGAAAACAAGGCAACCGCUGAGUAUUUAGAAAGGUGGACAGAAUCUCAAUGCUUUCCUUUCUUUUAAAAAAAUAGUAUGGAGAACUCAGCUGGUGUUUCCCAGCCAACACCCCACUCUGAACCACAGAGCAGUUGAACUACACUGUAGAGUAGUUUUGAAUGCGUUCUAUUAAAACUACUCUCUCUUUUUGAAUAUAAAAAAAUGUGAUUAUCUAACUCAUUACCUAUGGAAAGGAGAAGGUAGGAAUGAAUAUUCUGGGAUAUAUGGUAAACCUUAUGAUCAAUUUCUUAUAGUCUGUACCAAAAGAGAGAACAUACCUUUACAAUCUUUCUCCAUUCUUUAAAAUAUUUCUAAGUCUGAACUUGGAAGUCUGUAGCCUGGCAUGCUAAUGCCAUUUCCUACCAUCUGCUGAACUGUUUCUUAUUUAUGGUUUUGUUUCAUCUCCCAGGCAGCUCCAGCCUGUGUUAAUUAUCAUCAACAGCAGAGCACAGGAGGAAUAGAACCCAUUUACUUGUGAACAAUUAUAAGAAUUGCAGUGGACAGUGAUUUGUACAGAAUAUACACCUAUGACCGGAAAAUGCUUCCUAACAGAUUUAUCUUGUUUUAAUUAGUUGAUUUCCUUUUCUUCCUCCCUGUUCCCUGCAUAGUAUCUCAUAAGGCUCUGAGUGCCCAGCACUAUUGUAGUCUCUCUUUCGGCUCCCAGCAGAGUCCUUUUGAACAAUUACUUUGUUUGAUAUGAUUUAAAGGGGCCUGGGAAGCCACUCCAUUCCCUUAUAAACAAUUUUCCCACCUGUUCGCUGCAAAUUUAACAACCCCUGAGUAAGAGAUAAAACUUUUCAUUCUAUAGUUAACGAAGUUUAAACAUCAUAAGAGACUGUGGAAGAAAAGAAUUUGAAUUCAUAUUACUUUAUUUCCUUCCUCUGUCCCUUCCUUCCUCCCUCCCCCUUUUCUUUCAUUUUUUCCUGUCCUUUCUCAUAUAAGAAUGUAUAACCUGUAUCAGACACUGUGGUAGACAUUGAGAACAAUGAUUAAUCCAAAUCAAUCUAUGCUCAAAAACCAAACCCAUUGCCAACGAGUCAAUUCUGACUCACAGGGACACUGUAGGACAAAGUAGAUCUCCCCCAUAGGGUUCCCAAGGCUGAAAUCGACGGCACUGGGUUUUUUUUUUUUUUUAGAUCUUUAUGGGAGCAGACUGCCAUAUCUUUCUCCCAGGGAGUGGCUGGUGGGUUAGAACCACCAACCUUUUGGCUAGUGGCCCACAUUUAACCACUGUUCCACCAGGGUUCCUUCUCUAUGUUCAAGAACUGCAACAAGUUUGAUGUCAUUAUUGCAUAAAACAUGAGAUACAGAGGGACAAAUUAAAAAACUGGGGGAGGCUGGAAUGGGAUCAUAGAAGUCUUAUGGGCCUCAAUAAAGAGCUUAUACAUUCAGAGGGAAGCUACGGACAAAUGGAACACACUGGUUGCCAUUGGCAGAGGAUUUGUGAAAGCAAAGCUGGAAGUAGAAAAUCAGCUAUUGCUUAUGAGACAUGAUGAUGGUCUGAAUCAGGACUAUGAGUAUAGGUAUUAUAUUACUUAGGAGCAUCUAGGAAGCAGAUGCCAAGAUGGACUAAACAGUUUUGAGACUUAUUGGGGAGGGGCCAAGAGAAGAUGAGUAGAGCCUUCAGAUUGUCCUGUAGGUCUGAUACCUGUGAAGGAAAGGGGGAAGGAAGGAGACUAGGGUCAGAAAAGUUUCAAACUCCAGCAUGGUUCCAGCCAAUCGAACACAUCUCCAAGCCAACGUGGACCACGAAAGAAGUCCCACUUCGUGCUGUAAUGGGCCUUGCAUGCUCAUUCACUGAGUGGGAGUCUCCAUGAGAAGCGAAGUCUUCGUACAAAUUUGGUGGUGGGUCCAGAAGGACAACUGCUGGGACUGUUAGUCAAUUAAACUUCCCACAACAGGAGAUCUGAAAGGUCCAUAGUCAUGGCUACUAUAGGGAUAAAAUCCAUUGCCAAGUCCCACGAGGUUUUUGGUUGUACUUAUCAGUCUCAGCAGCUACUUAUUUUUGUCAUUGUUGUUGUAAAUAUAUCUAUCACACAACUUUUGCCAAUUCAACUUUUCACAUGUGUACAACUUAUUGACAGCAAUUACAAUAAUUGGCUGUGCAACCCUACCCUUAAUCAACGUGAUAUUUCCAUCACUGUUAACCUUCCACUUCCCCCUUCCUUGCAAUCCCUGGUAACCACUAAUAAACUUUGUUCUCUAUACAUUUACCUUUUCUUAUCUUUUUAUAUAAGUGACUCCCUUGCCUUGAGACCAGAAUGGAUGGUGCCCAGCUACCCAUUACUAAAUAUUUUGAUCAAAGAUUCCAUAGAAGAAUUCUGAUUGAAAAGGGAAAAAUGCAGAACAGAAUUUCAAAUUCUCAUGGACACCAGGCAUCCUGGAACCAUGAAGUUUGGAUGAAUCCCUGAAACUAUUGCCCUCAGAUAAUCUUUAAAUUUUAAGCCAGAAAUAUCUCCUGAAGUCUUCUUAAAACCAAACAAUAGUUUAGCUUAACUAGUAAAAAAUAUCUGCCUUGAGCAUUAUGCUCUUUUAAGAAUUAUCUACAUGGGAUCAAGUUGAUAACAGUAACUCGAAAGAUCAGAUAGGAAACUUAAAAUCUCUUGCCUUCAAGUUGAUUCUGGCUCAUAGCCAUCCUAUAGGACAGAGGAGAACUGUCCCAUAAGGUUUCCAAGGAGCAGCUGGUGGAUUCAAACUGUCGGCCUUUUGGUUAGCAGCCAAACUCUUAGCCACUGUGCCAUCCUGUAGAAACCUUAGGGAGCAGUAAAUGUAUGUUAACGGGAGAGGAACAACUCAGAAAAGGAGGGUGAGAAUGGAUACACAAAUGGAGGAAUGUAAUAAUUGUCACUGAACUGUACAUGUAGACACUGUUGAAUUGGUGUAUGUUUUGCUGUAUAUAUUCUCAACAACAAGAAAAAAGAUUGAAAAGGCAAGCCAUCGAGUGGAAGAGGGUGUUUGCAGCAUAAAUAACCAACAAAGGGCAUAUGGACAGAUUUUAUAAAGCACUUGUAGAAAUUUGUAAGAAAGAGACUGACAACUCAUUAGGAAAUGUCAAAGACACUUGUACAUGUACCUCAUAAAAGAGGACAUUCAAAUGGACAUUAAAUAUUUAAAGAGGUUACAGUCUCAUUAGUAAUCAGAGAAAUGAAAGUUAAAAGCAAAAUGAGAUACUACCACACACCCACCCCAACUGCUAAAAUGAAAAAGCCUGCCCAUAUCAAGUGUUGACAAGGACAUGGAGCAACUGAAAGACUUACAUGCUGCUGUUUAGAGUACAAACGGUACAAUCACUUUAUAUAAAUUGGCUUGGUGUUUCUUACUGAAAUUAAAGACCCACAUAACCUAUGACCCAGCAUAUCCACCAUCAGGUUUAUGUCCAACAGAAAUACCUGAGUAUGCCCCGACAGACGUAAAAAUGAAUGUUCACUGAAGCAUUAGAAGCAAGACCAAUAAAUUGGAUAAACAUUGGUUAUAUGUUCAUAAAAUGGAAUAAUAUUGAACAGUAAAAAUGAACAAAUUACGGCUACGUGCAACCACAAGGACAAAACUCACAGCAGGUCAACUGAAUAAGACCAAACAUAAAAGAAAACAUGCAGUGUGACCCCAUUUACAAGAAAUUAAACUCCCAGGAAAACUUUAGUGUUUAGAGAUGUAUACUGUUAAAAAUAACCAAAACUCACUGAAAUUUGAACAUGAGGUUUAUUCUGAGCAGUUAUUCUAUGUGCGUAUAGAUAGACCAUUUUUGAUUCCAGAAAAAGCAAAUGGCUUUAAGAAUCUAGGUAUAAUGGGGCUUAUAAAGAAAAGGGGGGGAGAAACAUAGAUGAACCAUUGGCUAAUCUUAACUUGAUGGAUCCAACCCUGCCUGUCUCCUUUACUGAGAUCAACUGAUGUCAGGUUACUUCUGGCCUGGUUCCUAAUAAUUUGGCCCUUCACCCACCUGUGGGAACCCUAUGGGGCCAUUCUGCUCUGUCCUAUAGGAUCUCUGUGAGUUGGAAUCCACUUGAGGGCAAUGAGGUUUUUUGAGAUUUAAAUUAGGAGACAAUGGUUUGACGACUAUCCUUUUCUAGAAGGAUAAGAUAAAUUUACAUUGCAAUUGAGCAGUUUCUGGCAGGCUUUUGCAGUUUGGGUCAGGCUGUUAAUAUUGGGUUUCAUGGAUAAGAAAAAUCUUAAAAUCAAAGAAAAGGUCUGUUAUUAAUUUUCCUAUUCAAUAAUACUUAAGGGAAAUCUAAAGAAUAUCAAAGUUCUACCCUGUCCUGUAGGGUCGUUAUGAGUCGGAAUCGACUGGACGGCAGUGGGUGGUUGGGUUGGGUAGACAGUUUUUUUUUUUUUUUAAGUAGCCUUUUUAAGGCAUGUUGGCAAUGUUCCAGGGCUUGAUCUGUUGGUGGUACAAAUUUUAUUAGAAUUUAUUAAUCUGUAUAUUUGUAUUUUAUAUACUUGUCGCAUUUCACAAUGUAAAGAUGAAAAAACAAAAAGGGACAAAAUAAAUACCUUAUUUCCCCAAGUAGCAAAAAUUAUGAGUUAAAUUUAGGAAAAAAAAAUCUCUUAAUAUGGAGGACUCUUAUGAGAACCAUACCCAAAAAACCAAACCUGUUGCCAUCGAGUCGAUUUCGACUCAUAGCGACCCUAUAGGACAGAGUAGAACUGCCCCAUAGAGUUUCCAAGGAGUGAUGGUGGAUUUGAACUGCUGAUCUUUUGGUUAGCAGCCGUAGCACUUAACCACUAUGCCACCAGGUUUCCUUUAUGAGAACAGUAGGAGUUAAUUUUUACAGAUAAAAGGUUCAAAUAUGCGGUUUUUAUUUAAAAAAAAAAAUUGUUUUCCUAAUUCUCAGACUUUUUUCUUUUACUGGAAAAAUAAAUGUAGAAAUAAACAUUUUGUGUCUGAUUAUACCUAAAAUUUACAAAUAAAUGUAGGAAAGUGUGUUCUUCUUCAGUUUGACUAUUCCCCAAACACCUAAUUAGUGCUACAAGCCAGCCAGCGGAAAGGAAGCUCAGGAGAAUGGGCAGAAGAACACAAGCCCCUAGCCAGACUGUGUUCCCCACAUCUAUGAAAAUUAAGGUCUCGAAGUGGUUUAGCAUUUUCUAUGAUACAGAGAGUAUUCAUCAAAUGAGAGGUGGAAGUUAAUUGACUCCCUACUUGCAGAGAUAUAUCUUAUUUUGCUUUAAAACAACAAUACUUGUUUCAGAUUUAUUAAGGCUAACUGUGAUGGUUAAGGGAACCCUGGUGGCAUAGUGGUUAAGAGCUACCGCUGCUAACCAAAAGGUAGGAAGUUCAAAUCCACCAGGCGCUCUUUGGAAACUCUAUGGGGCAGUUCUACUCUGUCCUAUAGGGUUGCUAUGAGUCAGAACUGACUCGACGGCAAUGGGUUUGGUUUGGAGACGGUUAAGGAGCCCUGGUGGUGCAGUGGUUAAACAGCUCGGCUAUUAACCAAAAGGUUGGCUGUUCGAAUCCACCAGCCGCUCCUUGGAAACCCUACCAGGCAGUUGUAUUCUGUCCUAUAGGGUUGCUAUGAUUCGGAAGUGACUCAGACAGCAACAGGUUUUUUUUUGAUAGUUGAGGUUGUGUGUCAACUUGGCUGGGCCAUGAUCCUCAGUGGUUUGGUAGUUAUGAUGUAGUUUGGCUUUUUAACGAUGUAAUCACCUUUAUAAUGAGAUCUGAUAUACUGCGUUCACUUCCCUGAUGAGAUCUGCUGUGAACAGCCAAUCAGUUGAAAGGGAGUUUCCUUGGGGGUGUGGCUUGUGUCCAAUAUAGGUGAGCUUUCUGAGAAGGCUCUCUGGCUUUUGCUUGCUCUGGAUCCUGCAGCUGGCUCCUGUUCAUCUGACCUCCAGUUUUGGGGACCUGCCAUCUUACCUGCCCAUCUUGGGAUUCAUCGGCCUCCACAGCUUGUGAGCCAGAGGCCUCCUAUCUGACCUUCCUGUCUUGGAUUCGCCAGCCCCUGUGACUAUGUGAGUCAAGAGAAGCCUUCAGCCUGACCCACGGACUUGGGACUUUCCAGCCUCUACAACCGAAAUCUGCUGUGCCCUUUAGGGAAGAGAACAACAUGUUGAAAUAGGUAUUUCAAGCAGUUGUCUGUUCCGCCCAUCUUGCUUUGUGUUUUUGGAUCGUAGUCACAUGUUACCAAUGAAGGACCAACUCAGGUUCAGGAGCACACGAAGAGAAAGACAGCUUAAAAAGCAGAAGCCAUCUGACCUCCAGUUUGGGACUUGAGCCAGCUGCUUACCGGCCAAUCUUGGGAUUUUGUCAGCUUCCGCAACCUAUGAGUCAGAGGCCUGCUGUUUGACCUGCCAAUCUUGAGUUCAUCAGCCCUACAGUCAUGUGAGUUGGGAGAAGCUUCCAGCCUGACCCAAAGACUUGGCAGUUUCCAGCCUCUGCACCUGGAGAUGUCAUCGUCCUUGGAAAGCCACGUGGGACCAAAGGGGUUGCCUAAAGGGCAGGAAGAGUUCAUUGUGCACCUUGGACCCAGCUAAGCCUUAAGGAAUUUCUGGCUGGUGGUCGGAGUGGAGAAGCCAAAAUAUCACAAGAUGAGCUGCCGCGCUGUGUUUCUUGGCCCUGCCAGACGUGGAGGUUCUGAGAGCCUCCCAAAGAAGCUGGUCUUUUGUAAGCCUUCCCAAUCUGGCUUUAUGUGGAAGCUGUGGAGACUGAGGGACUCAUUGUUCUAUCCCAGAUGAGCCUAAAGCUCUAGAGUCCUGCUUUAAGAAUAUAUCAGAAGAGAGAAGAUCAACAGCAGAAUCUUACUUUUCUUUGCCAUUAUUUAAUUUUCAGAAAGUAUAAACUUCCGAGAACCGUAACUCUUACCCUACUUUUCCAGGUAAAGGCAUGAUGCAUUUAAAAAUUUAGAACUUUGAAAUUCACUUGAUACAUCUUUGCUCUCAAUACUCCAGCCUCAUUUAUGAUGACCACCCUCUCUGGUCCUUCUUAGUGGGGAUCAGCUUCAUAUGAUUCCCCAAGGCAGGCUUGGUGGUUGAUACCUGAAGGAUCUGCAGCACAGUUGCUGCUAUAAUCUGCCUGAUGGAACCAGAGAGCCACGUUUUCCUCUGAUAUUUCCCAUAUGAUUUUCUACAGGCACAGUGUAUACAUGAUACUCUGUGAGAUGCUGAAGGCCUUCAGGUAUGGGCAGGUCGCAUGUCUGUCCUCGAAGAAUGUACAGUCUCAUAAUUUUGCUUGUGGUAACAUGAGUAUACAUUCUGUUCUACAUGCUGUGCGGGUAACUGGACUAUAUUUGCCAUCACAUAUAAUGAUAUUGGAAACCCUGGUGGCAUAGUGGUUAAGUGCUACAGCUGUGAACCAAAGGGUUGGCAGUUCGAAUCCGCCAGGUGCUCCUUGGAAACUCUAUGGGGCGGUUCUACUCUGUCCUAUAGAGUUGCUAUGAGUCGGAAUCGACUCGACGGCCCUGGGUUUUUUAUAAUGAUAUUACAGCUUUAAGACUUUAGGCUGAAAGUUAAUCAACCAUCAAUUAGACUGUUUAUACACAGCUACUAUGGCUUAUGGAAACCCUGGAGGAGUAGUGGUUAAGAGCUACGGUUGCUAGCCAAAAGGUGGGCAGUUCGAAUCCACCAGCCGCUCUUUGGAAACCCUAUGGGGCAGUUCUACUCUGUCCUGUAGGGUCACUAUGAGUCGGAAUCCACUCAGUGGCAACGGGUUUGGUUUGGUUGGUUUUGACUAUGAAUUACAUAGGAUGUCGAUUCUAAAAUAAAUGUGAAUAAAGUAUAUAAAAAAAACUAUACAGAAUAGUUUUUAUCCAAAAUGGCUACGAAAAGGAAAUUUUGUAAUUUUGCUUCUAAGGCAAUUCUGUAAUUUUUCUUCUCUCUACGAAAAUUAACCUAUUUGAUUGUAAUUGUACUUUCAUUGUCUUUUAAGUGUAAUCAUUCUACAUUUAAAGAUAAUUUCAUUAUGCUUCUCCAGUGACUGAUGCGAUCAAAGAGAUAGGUAUCUUGAUGCUUUAAAAAAGCUGGAAUAGUUGUCAUGUGCAUGAAAUCGGUAUAAUAUGUUGGUGAUUAGUACCCAUGCUUUACAUAAACCUGACAGUAAGGAAAAGGAUGUCGUUGUUGUUGCUAGUUGCAUGAGGACCCCAUGUGUGCAGAGUAGAACCUCUCUGUAGGCUUGUCUGAGAUCUUUCGGAAGCAGAUAGCCAGACCUGUCUUCCGAGGUACCUUUGGGUGGGCCAGAAAUUUUGGGGAGUCCCUGGAUAGUGCAAACAGUUAAGCACUGGACUACUAGCUGAGAGAAAAAAGAUAGACUUGAUAAAUUAGUUUUAAAAAUUAAACUCAACCUGUAAUGUGUUGAUCAGUGUUUAAUACACUUGAUAGCAGAUAAUUUUUCAUUUUGGAUGGGUAUUCCACGUUUCUUUGGAAACUGGCAUUUUACUAUUUAUUGACUCCAAAAUUAUCUCUAGAAGUUGAAAUUUGGAGGUAUGAAUGAGGUUAUAAAAGAUGAACUCUGUAUAUUUUAAAUGCUAAAGAAACAAUUUUUCUUCUUCCAUUUCAGCAUAAAAAUCUAUUUUUAACCAAGUUAAAACUUUUAUAGUAAACUUUUUCCCAAUAAAGUUCUUCAUUGUUUUAAAGAAUGUUCUAAAAUUACAAAGGCCCUAUCACCAACGGAUGGCAUGUAGUAUUUUCCCUUGAAAAUUAUUUCAUUGUUAGGUCCCUGGAGAAAAAUACAUAUUUUAGCCCCCUGUAAAAUUAAUACAUCAAGGGUACUUAAUUAAAGGAAGUGUAGUUUGAGUUUCUGAAUGCUUCGACAGUAGAAAUAUCCAAUAGGGAUUGAUUAAACAAAUUCUGGCACUUCCAUGUAGUGGAACACAAUGUAGCCAUGAAAAUGAUGCUAAAUAAUGAUGCUUAUCUUUAUUAGGAGAUCUUAGUUACGUUCAAUUUUUCUAAUGCAUUCGUGUCAAUGUGGUAUUGUUUACUGAUUCUCUAAGAAAAGUUUCUCACAAUGCUGAGUUUACAGAGGCCUUUGGAAAUUCUAGCAAAUGUAGCAUGUGGGGAGGAGAGGGGAACUCCCUUUACUACGUAGGUGGUAAAGUGACUCCGUUGAGAAAUUUUACUCAAGAGUGCCGAUUUCAAGAGUUUUACUUUCUACCCUGAGUUUAGUUUUCUAGAGAAAUGCAAUACUAAUAUGUUGCUACUAUUCUGUUACCAAUACCUCUAAUUACACCUAUUUCAAAUACUGACCAAAGAACAUUACAUCAGCCAGUUCUAUGUAGGCAAGGAAAAAUUUUUUUUCUCAAGUCACAUUUUAUAUACCAUCAUUCCUGUUUUAUCUUAAUUCUUCCUUUUCCAACCCCUGUUUUAUAUGCCCAGUCAAUGUUUUUAAAGCUCACUUGCCUUUAGAAGAGAAUAUCAAGGGAUUGAAACUUUCAAUUUCUUUCAGUUUUAAUUUUUCUUCUUCUCCUCCUUCUUCGUGUCCUCCUUCUUCUCUUUCUCCUCCUCCUCUCCUUCUCCUUCUCCUUCAGGUUCUCUUUUUCCUCCUUCUCUUCCUCCUCACGUCCUCCUUCUCCUCCUCCUUCAUGUCCCUCUUCACAUCCUCCUUCUCCUCUUUUACCUCUUCCUUCCUCUUCCUCUUCCUCUAACGAAGGACAGCUAAAAGUGGAGACUGAGAGAGAUGGGUUGUGAAGGAAGAUGGACGUACAGCUGAAAGGAAGAAAAAGGAAACAAAGAUGUCUUAUAUCAAGAGUAAGGAAAAAAACUGCUAACCUUUUGUUUGGGGGUUUCAUUGGGCUUCCUUGCAAUGCUAGACCAUUCUUAAUAAUAUUUUAAGUAAAAUGACAUUUGGAAAAGUUAAGGAUUCACAGCUGAAACUGAAACUUUUCUUUCUUAAGCCAAUUAGGUGGCUGAGAACUAGCUGUUAUACUCAGAUAACUCAGCCAGAAGAGAGACAGUACACUAAUAUUGUGUUGAGGAAGACUAAGGAUUUGAUUUCACUCUGCAUGAGGUUUACACUUCUACAUUGUGGCUCGGGUGAGCAGAAAUGUAAUGCUCUUUGGUUUCCCCAAAACUGGACCCAACUUGCUCAAAUCCUUAUUUCUGCUCUGUAAUGACAACCAGUCUUCACACUUGCAGGAAACUCGGUCUCUCCUAGCUUAAAACAGUCUCUUCCAGGUAAAUUGUUCAGUCAAUUCAGAGUUUAACAUAGAUGGUUAAGGUUCAACCUUCCACUCAGAGCUGUUUCCUUCUCAAGGGCUGACUCUUUCUUCUCCCCAGGGUUGUUGUUGUUAGCUGCCAUUGAACCAGCUCCCUGACUCCAUAAGACCCCAAACGCAAUGAAAAGAAAUGCUGUCCAGUCCUGUGCCAUCACCACGAUCAGUUGUAGAUUGUACGGUUGUGAUCCACAGGGCUUUCGUUGGCUGAUUUUUUUUUUUUUGGGAAGUAGACCUUCAGGCCUUUCUUCUUAGUCCAUCUUAGCUUGGAAGCUUUGCUGAAACCUGUUUGGUGUCACAGCAACACUCAGGCCUCCACUGACAGCAAGCGGUAGCUGCACAUGAGCCAUGUUGGUCAGGAAUCAAACAAGGUCUCCCAUACGAAAGGUGAGAACUCUACCACUGUAAUAAAACCUUCCCACCACCAAGGCAGAGGGAAGGAGCAUCUCUACCUGGUCCUCUCUGGCCUCUGCUCAGGAGUUGUACUCUUCUGUAGCUCCAUAUUUUGGCCUUUUCUCCUAGGGCAUCUGCUACUUCCUUAGGUCAUUCUCUUCUUCCUCUAGAUCCAGUGGAGGGAAGAUGCAAAGCAACAUGGAUAAUUUGGAGAAAAGAAAAAAAAAAAACCUGACAUAAAAUUUCCAAAUUUUAUCUUGCCAUAACUUAUUUUCGUUUAGUUAUUCCUUUCUGCAAAUAAGUGUUUUACAGAGAGAUGGCUCCUCUGUUGAGGGGAUGAUAGAAAUAUGACCUUAUUAUUUUCUCCUUUAAAUACCACCCAACACAUAAAUGCCACUAUUUCCUUCUAUAAAUAAUAACAAGGGCACAUUUUAUUUCCUAAUCGAAAAGUUCUGUAAGGUCUCCAAAAGCUGUUUAUAAUUUACAUUCCUCAUUUCAUAAAAAUGCAUAUGAAAAUGCAUAAGAAGCCCAUUAGUUUAUGCUCUAAAUAAUAUUUAUUAAGGCUUUACUAUAUCUCCAGUUGCUAGAGGAAAUUGUGGUAAAUUAGAACCUGCCCUUGUGGAGUUUACAGAAUAUUGGCAAGAAACAGUUGUUUGAAGACCUAUUAUAAUAAAAUAUGAUGACUGGUAUGACAGGGGAAAUAUAUGGGAUGAGAGAGUUUUUGGAAGGGGAGUGAGAUUCAGUUGGAAACUGAAAGAACAUUAAGGACAGAAAGAGAGAACAGCAUGUGAGAGACCUUUAGACUAGAAAGACUGUACUCUAAAAGAAACCAGCUGAGCUUAUCACAGCUAAGGAGUAUUCAUGGCCCAAAAUAAGGGUAGAGAAAAGCCCCCACUGAGCUUUAAGGGACGUUCUUAGGAUUUGGGGAUUUAUCUCAAGGACCACAGGAAGCCAUUUGUUGGUUUUAAGUAAAUAUUUAUUAAAAUGAUCAGUCUAGCUGGGAAAUAUAUUAGAGUGUACGGGACCCUGAGUGGAUAUGGGAAAUCAGCAAUUCAGAUGUCAGCUGCUGGCUGAGGCUGGGAAAAAAAAAAAAAAAAGACAGAUUUGGGAGACAUUAAAAAAGUCAGCUCGACAAGGCCUGGUGAUGGAUUAGAUAUGGGGGUGAUGAAAAGGGAAGAGUCAAUGAUGAUUCCUCAUUUAACCCUCAGGUGUAGACAUUUAAGGGGAUAUGGGACACACAAAAAAGGGGAGCAGGUCCGGAGUGAGAGAGGAGGAGUUUAAUUCAGGAUAUAUUUAGUAUGAAGAGUCUAUAGGGCACCUAUCUGGUAAUUUCCAGGAGACAAUGGACUAUACAGAACUGUUGUAUGUUGCCAUGAAGUUGGCUCCAACGAAUGGCGCCCCCAUGUGUAACAGAAGAAAAUGUCGCCCAGUUCUGCGCCAUCUUCAUGUUUGAGUCCAUUGUUAUGGCCAUUGCAUCACUCCAUCUCACUGAGGAUUUCCCUCACCCUCACUGGACCUCAACUGCACCAAAUGUGAUGUCCUUCUUCAGUGAUCGGUCCCUCCUGAUGACACAUCCGAAGUAAGUGAUUUGAAGUCUUGGGCAGUAUUCUACGCGAUGAAAAGGUCUGAGUUGGAAGUGCCUACUGCCACCAUCUAAAUACACUCAGAAAGAGAAGGGCUGACGUGGGCCAGAUUCGUAGAGGCCAUUUCUCUGAGGAUAGCCAGAGAAAAACCUGGAUAAACAUCGGGUUUGUCUUUCUGUUUGGCUUCCUGGCUUGAGCAAUCGUGGGGCCUGUGAAGGCGCUGCUUUAGCCCCAGUUGUGCUAUCAUUGCUCAAACACGGUGCCAAGAGUAUCUGCCAGUCAGCUUCAGCUGAGAUGUCUAUCGAGCCCUGCUCUUUCAUGGAUCUGAUGGCAGUCCUUCUGGCACUGCUGGGGGCUUUUAUUUCAGCGUAAUUAUUAGCAAGUCAACUAAAAUUUUAAGUGGGCUAUGCUGUCCACAAAUAGAAAUGAGGCUUGUUGCUGGGUGGGCUUCUUACUGAUAGUUCAGCCACGUAGAGUAACUCCUGAAACAACGUUGGUAUAAAUACAGUAAAAAAAAAAUGCGUCUCUCAGUACAGACAGUUCAGAACUGCCUUGGCUAUAUCAUGAUAGAUACAGCAUAGGAUUGGUUCUAAAUAGUCUCCUGAAAAAAAACAAAAAAAACCCAAACCCAUUGCUGACGAGUCGAUUCCGACUCAUAUCAACCCUAUAGAACAAAGUAGAACUAUCGCACGGAGUUUCCAAGAAGCGGCUGGUGGGUUUGAACUGCCGACCUUUUGAUUAGCAACUGAGCUCUUAACCACUACGCCACCAGGGCUCCAAAAGUCUCCUAAUUCCUAAUUUAUUUCAGGGUACUGGCUUAGAAUACUGGUGUCCUAAACGGAAAAUGAUCAAAUCUAAAUUAAUAUGAAUUUCACGAGGGCUUUUUAUGAGUGACCUUUUGCACAUGUGAAAUGCCUGCUUUGUUUUUGCAUUCGUAACAGCCUUUUUGAAUGAGAUUACAAACCGACUCUGUUCAUUGGGACCAGCCUCACCAUCAGGGGGCCUCUGAAGGACUGCAGUCUUCCAGCUAGACAUCCUAUCCUCACUUACUGCUGAGUCGCUGCAGUCUGAAAACAACGAGGCAAUUCAUUGUGCAAGCGUCCUCCACUGGGCAGAGAACAUCAGUCCCCAGCUGAAAUCUUCAAAUAAGGGAGCCUUUCAAAGUUUGUCUAAUCCUCUUUAACUCACGCACAAAAAGAACAGAGACCAUGUCCUGGCUGGGAGAGUGGAAUGGAAGAGAAGACAGCAGGAAGGGGAAACCGAAAACUGAUGUCUAUUUAUCUGAUUCUCCAAACUCAAAGCUAAAGCAAAUACCAGUCACGGGCAGAAGGAUGUCUUGUUCAAACAGCACGCAUGCUGGGUGGCUCUGGGGCUCUUGGCUGGAUUGGAACGGAGCGGAGGGAAGUCAUUGGGUGUCAACCUCUUCAUGGCUUAUCACGUUCAAAGUGGAUGAACCUGGCUGAGCAGCAGCCUGUUUCCAUGACAAGCUGUGACAGCUAACUGUGCUCUUUUAGCACCAUGAGAAUGAAGGCAUCACUGCCCUUGACUUUCAAGCCUUGAUGACUCAGUGUGCUGAAUCCUUACUCCUAGCGACUGGGAGGAGAAAACCUCAGCAGCCAGCCUUUUGAUUUGGAGGGCCCAGAACAAGGCAUUUACGUUUUCCAAGCACUUGUCUUCUCCUUAGUCUUGAAUCUUAAUGCUGCAGUGGCUUCUGAUUAGCUUCUUAUUGCCUAUUGCAUGUUUGUUCUUCCCCCCCAGACAGUGAACUCCUCCAGGAAAGGAAUGUGUGUUUUCUUGUGUGUGAUCUACUGUUUUAUUCUCAGUGUCUGGAACUUUGUAGGUGCUCAAUAAAUUGUUGCUGAGGGCCUGAAUGUUUGAAAAUGUCUCCUGCUCGUAGAAGCAACGAGAUAGCGACCCUUAAACAGAAGUUAACAACCUUUUGUUGGAAAUACCUUUUUUUUUUUUAUCCCUGUUUUCCUACUGACACUUCAACUAUUUCCCCAGGCCAGAUAGGAAAGAUAUCUCUUGUCAUUAUUAUUGUACGAGAACAAUUGUCUAAUGAACAAUAGUUUGGGACUUGUAAGUCCAAGUGCUUAUCAUAUUCACUCAGGGCUUUUUAAUCAACCAUCCUGAGAUGUAUUCUUACAUUUUUUAAAAUUGUACUUUAGAUGAAGAUUUACAGAGCAAAUUAGUUUCUCGUUAAACACAUAUUGUUUUGUGACACUGGUUGCCAACCCCAGGACGUGCUCAAUCUUGGAUUUCCCAUUUCCAGCUUUCCUGUCCCCUCCUGCCUUCUUGUCCUUGCCCCUGGGCUGUUGUGUUCAUUUAGUCUCAUUUUGUUUUAUGGGCCUGUCUAAUCUUUGGCUUUAAAGACCUCUUUAAAGUGUUAAAAAGCAAAGAUGUCACCUUGAAGACUAAGGUGUGCCUGACCCAAGCCAUGGUGUUUUCAAUUGCCUCAUACACAUGUGAAAGCUGGACAAUGAAUAAGGAACAAUGAAGAAGAAUUGACCCCUUUGAAUUAUAAUGUUGCUGAAGAAUAUUGAAUACACCAUAGGCUGCCAAAAGAAUAGAAAAAUCUGUCUUGGAAGAAGUACAGCCAGCAUGCUCCUUAGAAGCAAGGAUGGCGAAACUUUGUCUUGCUUACUUUGGACAUGUUAUCUGGAGGGACCAGUCCCUGGAGAAGGACAUUAUGCCUGGUAGAGGGUCAGCAAAAAAAGGAAGAUUCUCCGUGACAAGGAUGACACAGUGACUGCAACAAUGGGCUCAAACAUAAAAACGGUUGUGAGGGUGGUGCAGGGCCGGGCAGUGUUUCGUUCUGUUGUAUGUAGGGAUGCUAUGAGUUGGAAUCGACUUGAUGGCACCUAACAACAACAACAGCAAUCUUUGGCUGAAGGGUGAACCUCAGUAGUGACUUCAGUACUGAGCUAUUUGGGUGUCCGGGACUUAAACGUGUUAUUGCAGGAAUACCCUCACAGGUUCUCCUAAUCCUGUUUGUUUUACCUGUGAGGAAAAUGAGAUGCACAUAGGUAGAAUGCCUUGCUGAGAAUGAACUUGGGUCAGAGCCAAACUAGACCCCUGGGCUCACUCUUCCAGGGACUGUGACCUCAGAGUUCCUACCUUAUCAUUUCCAAAUGACUAACAAGCACAGAGGCAUUAAGUCCCCAUACUUCAUGCCAGGACAGAGCCAGGGCUGGGAAAACAGCAUAUGAAGUCCAAGUGCUACUGAGUACCCAGAAAACCCAGCUCUCUGCAUUUCCCCCAUGACUUCUAUAAAUGAUUCGCACAAAUAUUCUGUACGUCGUUCCCAUGAUGAAUUAGAAAACCAUAGAAUCUCAGGAUUGGGAGGAAUCUUAGAUUCCCAUCAGAUCCUUCUCUGCCUUGGCUAUUAUUAUACCUCCCACCCAGUGCCUGUCUAGGAACUCAUAGACAGAGUUCAUAAUAAUAAAAAUAAGUCUGUCAGAUCUAAUUAUUAGAAAUUUCAUUCCUUAGACCAAGCCUACAUCCCUGCAACUUUCACUUGUUGGUUCCAUUCAUAUCCACUGGCCUAGGGAGAACAGGUGUGAGGCCUCUUGAGUAUGCUGGUGCAACUGCUUUGUGAACGAAUAACAUCGUCUUCCUAAGUCAUCUCUCUCUGUCCACUGUAUUUUUAUAGUUAUAGGACUUGCAUGAUGAUUUAAAAAAGCUUCUAACUACCUGGAAAAUAACACAGAGAACAAAAUGUUGCAAAAUCAUACAAAUAGUAAUUAUUCACAACUUAAAUCCAAGACAACACGAAAGGUAAGAAAAAGUAAAUGGAAAUUAUUGUUUUCACAAGCAAGGUAUAGGGACCCUGGGAGUAGUAAAAAGCAAGGAUGUUAGAGAGAAUGGGUGAGAUGGGGAGUUUCUGAAGGGCUUGCUCAACUAACUAACUUUACACAGCCCUUUGGUGAUGACAGUCAUUUCUUUUUUAUCGUUUCUGAUGUGCAGAACUGCUAAGAUAAAAGCUACCAUUGAAAAUCUUCUCUAGAGCCUAGGCUUUUGUAAGACUUACUCAAAGCUUUGUGUGUGUGGAGACGGGCUACCACGUUGCAUCGGUUCUUUCAGGAAAUCGUGAGAUAAAAAAAGUUUGGGAUGACUGCAAAUGGUGGAGGAAACAAUCAAAAGAUUGACCAAAUUCAUGUAUGAAGUACUGAAAAUUGAAUGUUUGGACAGCAUCUCCAGUUUCCUGUGGUUUCAGAGACAGAACCCAAAAGCCCUAAUAUCCAUCUUUUGCUAGCCACUUAUUUUGUUAAAAUGACAGAAGUGCCUGAAAACUAGAAUUAGGAUGAGAGAGACACAGAAGUUCAUUCAAAUGUUGCUGACCAUACAAAUUGAGGGUUGAGUGACAGCCAAGAGAACAGAUCUGGGAAGUAGCGCAAGAAACAAGGCAUUAGGGAAAUCUAUACUUCUGUACUUUGGGAGAGAAAAUAAAGUAUAAAAAGUUAUAUGGAAGGGUAACUGUGUCCUUUCCUAAAUUGUGGACUUCUGUAACUGCUCUCAGAGCUUUUUGAAAGAUUUCUUUAUCCACCCUCCCUGCAAAGAGUCCAAAUAUAUGAUAACACAAGAAGCAUUAUUUGAAUUGUAUUUUUUUUUUAAUUCAAAAAUACAAUUAGAGUAGCCUGAAGAGAUAAGAUUGCUCUCAGUAGGGUAAAAAUGUAUUAGAUCAGUGCCCCUUUGGGGACUUUUCUUCAACAGGAGGAUUGUUUCCAGGCAGCCUGGUUACUGCUCCCAGAUGAGAGCUCCUUCUGAACAAAAAGGUUCCAUUUCCUUUCUGUUUGCCUCCUUGUGGUGUUUUGGGCUCUCUUUGGACUUUGACACUAAUUUUAAUCACAAAAAUGAAGAAAUGAUGAGGCUCACUGUAAAUAUGAUUCCAGGGUGAGGUAUAGCAUGUCCCCACCUGGUCCCUGGAAUUCUACUUGUGAAAACAAUCACACUCAAUUUGUGCAUGCAAUUCCCGUCAUGGCGUUCUCCGUUAUGGCAGACAUUACAGUUCACAUCUUUAGUUAACCUUGCUGAAGACAAUUCUCUCACUUUUAUAAAUGUCAGUUGUGUAAAUGGCAUGUCCACUGUCUGCACUAUAGCUUUUUUUUUUUUUUCCUUUGGCUACUUAUUUUCCCCCCUUUUUCUUUAUUUUUAAACUCUUGUGUGCCAUUGAACACUUUCGGUAGGCUACAGAAAUAAAGUCCGAUUGUAUCAGUGAGUAGAAGUCUGUGUUUCAACUCAUUCAGUAUUAUUGCUUUUCUAUGUUAAAAUUCAAUUAGUGAGAAACAUCCCAUAAUGUCCAAGUUGAUGUGCACGUAGUUCGGAUUAUGCCUUUUUGGCCAGCUGUCACCGAAGCAUCCUGAAAGUUUAGCUCAGGUCCAAGAACACCAAGAGUUGUGUUCAGUUUUACACCACCGGGAAAGCAACGGGGUGUGAAUACACUGGCCAUCUGGGUUUUGUGAAUUUGCCACAUUCUUGGCAAUUUACAAAUCCAGGGUUUUAGUUUGUCUGAAAAUAUUUGCUUUUUGGAUACUGUGACUAUAAAAUCUUCUCUCUGAGAAAUAAAAAAAUCCCACAAAAUUUGAAACAUGAAUAGGCUGUUUAGGCAAAGAAGAGGCACGUCAUUUAGCAGUGACUUCUGUCUGUCUGUGUGCAGUUAAUGUGUGUAUAUAAAAUGUGCUAACAUAGAGGGGGUUAGAAGCUGGCAAAAUGGACACGAAAAGAGAGAGUGGAGGGAGGGAGCAGGCUGUCUUAUUAGGUGGAGAGCAAUUGGGAGUAUGUAGCAAGGUGUGUGUAAGUUUUUGUGUGAGGGACUGACUUGAUUUGUAAACUCACUUAAAGCACAAUAAAAAUUCAAAAAAAAAAAAAAACCUUAAAAAAAACAUGCUAACAGAUGUGACGGCACUGUCGUCGGGCUGUGAUUGUUGUUGUUAGGUGCCAUCGAUUCUAUUUGACUCCAUGUGACAGAGUAGAGCUCCCCCGUAGGGUUUCCUAGGCUGUAAUCUUUAUGGGAGCAGAUCACCAGAUCUCUGGGUAGGUUCGAACUACAGACCUUUCCGUUAGCAGAUGAGCGCUUAUCCGUUGUGCUACCAGGACUCCUUGUGUGGUCAGCUAUCAGGAUUUUUUAACUUUUUUCAUGGCGGAUUUUAUUUCUGUAAUGGAGAGGCAUGUCAUAAAGUGAAAAGAACAUGAGCUUCCAAGUCAAGGGGACCUGGGUUUGGGGAGCUGGAUGACUUUGGUCAAAUUACUUACUUAGCCCUGCAGGCUCUGGUGGCACGUGGUUAAGAACUUGGCUGCUAAACAAAAGGUUGGCAGUUGAAAUCCACCACCUGUUCCUUGGAAACCCUAUGGGGCAGUUCUACUCUGUCAUAUAGGGUCGCUAUGAAUCGGAACCGAUUCAACAGCAAUGGGUUUAUGUCUGACAAGGGAGUCGUGGGGCUCCUUACCUGAAUGCCUAUUGGGGAAUGCUGAUGACAAUUUUGCUGCUUGCCUCUGUUUUUCAGUCUCAAAAACUUAAAAAAUAAUCUCUGUUCCCAUUUUGGGGAGAGGGUACUAUAUGAAGAGCUACGUGGUGGACAUUGAGAUGUGUCAUCUGAAUCACCCUCCAAGGAAGACUUUCUUCCUGCAGUUGCCAGCUUCUUCAGGGUUUGAUUCAUCUGCGGAGAGCCAGCUUCCCCAAGUGCAUGCUUUUUCUGGGCAGCAGACACUGAAUGAGGCAGGAUUACAAAGGCCCAGGCAUGUCAGGCAUCCCCAGCAUGGAUCACCUUUAAGGGGCCAUAUAGACCCUAGAGCUCGCCAUGGGACUUGUCCCUCUGUCCAAUCCUGCUUCCUGCUCUUCCCUUUCCAAAGGUGUUGGCGUCCAACAAAAACUCUGUCUGCCAAACUCCAUUUCAGUGUUAGCUUCUGGAGAAACGGGCCUGCAACAAGAGUGGAAGUGACAUUUUGAGAUCUAUGCUAUUCUGUGUGAGUUUGAGGGGGUUAUGAAAAAAAAUGGAAAAAAAAGCAGAGAAUUAAGAGAGAAUGCAUUAGCAAAUACAGAGAGACAGAUUUAUUUAUCAUAAUUGUGUGCAAUCUCGCACGUUGAUUGUUGGAUCUUUCAGCAACCCCUCAGUCAAAGCACUCGGACAAAUUAGGUACUGUUGAUACUUUCCCACUUUUCUUGUAACACCUCCCCUUUUACUGUCAAAUUAGCCAAUUUAAACAGCUAUGCUUUUUAAGAGCAUUGGAUUAAAAAUUACCAAAGGAAGCAGAAAAAAUAUUGUAAUAUGAAAAACUGGGAAGGAAUAUACGGAAUCCCAAGAAUGUGAAAGAAAUUGCAGAGAACAUUUUAAUUAAAUCAAGCGAAAUACAAGCUAUUUUGACAUGAAUGACCUAGUGGAGAUCAUAUGUUUUGGGGUAAACUUCGGUGAUGUCACGAUUUAAUUAGUGUCCACAGUGUGCAGGGCUGUUGUCAGAUGCAGCAAGAGUUGCAUCAAGGUGAGAUCAAGAGGGUUCUGCCCUUGGAUACAGGAUGAAACGAGGGAAUAUGUGAAAUUUCAAGUGCUCUGCUGUUCUAGAGAGACAGACAGACAGAGACAAGGAGAGAGACAGAGACAGAGAGACAGAGAUGACGUUUGUUUGAGGAAAAAAGAAAAGCUCCUGGGAGUCAAUAUACGAGCGAGAAAGUAUAAAAUAAGGUUUGCCAGUUGGAAUUGAAGGGGUAUAGACUCCAAGUCGGAAACCCUGGUGGAGUAGUGGUUAAGAGCUAUGUCUACUAACAAAAGGUUGGCAGUUCAAAUUCACCAGGCGCUCCUUGGAAACCCUAUGGGGCAGUUCUACUCUGCCCUGUAGGGUCACUAUGAGUCGGAAUCGACUGGAUGACAAUGGGUUUGGUUUUGGUUUUGGUGGACUCCAAGUCAAGGAAAUAGCAUAAGCAAUGGAGAGGAAGGUCUUGUGUGUUUUGCUUGACUUCACAUGGCUGAAGUUUCUCACCCAUAGAGAGAAAUCGUUGGACCAGUUUAGGGUUUUUCAUAUUGUGUCUCUUGAAGCACAGUUAACUCAUUCAGCACGUUGUUCUAAGCUAACUUGUUCAAGCACACUCCUUGGAAAAAGGACCUACAAUCUAUUAGUAUAUAUUUAAACUUCUUGUGAAUGUGCCUAGAUCAGGAAGGCCUGUUUUCUUUUCCUUUUUGGAAUGCAGGUCUCUGCUUGUUCUUUCAAAUAAAAAUAUCUGAGUGACUACACCUCCAAGCACAUGUAAGCCAAGUCCAAUUAGACUUUAGGUGGGCCACCGCUGCUCUGCUCUGCUCUGCGCAUGCACUCAUCGCCACCUGGCAGUACUUAUGCAAGAGCCAGCAAGUGGGUAGCACACCAAGUAGCUAUAACAUCUUUUACUCUUUUACCAGGUUUUAUCUGACAGUUUUGCCGAACUUCUUGUCUGACUUUUAUUUUCGUGAAAGAGAAUGAGAAGAUGUUGGAUGUUGUCAGUCGGAGCCCUGGUGGCACAGUGGCUAAGAGCUCUGCUGCUAACCAAAAGGUUGGCUGUUCGAAUCCACCAGCUGCUCCCUGGAAACCCUAUGGGGCAGUUCUCCAUCCUAUAGGGUCACUAUGAGUCGAAGUCGAUUUGUGCUUGGCUACUAACCAAAAGAUUGGCAGUUCAACUCUACCUCGUGGUGCUGCAAAAGAUUAUUGCCAUUGAAAACCCUAUGGAGUACAGUUCUCCUCUAACAUAUGUGAGUCACUGACUUGGUCAUCUAGUGCUGCCAUAACAGAAAUACCACAAGUGGAUGGCUUUAACAAAGAGAAAUUAAUUUUCUCACAGUCUAGUAGGUUACAAGCCCAAAUUCAGGGUGCUGGCUUUAGGGGAAGACUUUCUCUGUUGGCUCUGGAAGAAGGUCCUUGUCCUCAAUCUUCCCCUGGUCAAGGAGCUUCUCAGGCACAGGGACCCCGUGUCCAAAGGAUGUGCUCUGCUUCUGGUGCUGCUUUCUUGGUGGUAUGAGGUCCCCACCUCCCUUUCCUUUUAUCCCUUGAGGGAUAAAAGGUGGUGCAGGCCACACCCCAGGGAAACUCCCUUUACAUUGGAUGAGGGAGGUGACCUGAGUAAGGGUGGUGUUACAAUCCUACACUAAUCCUCUUGAGUGUAAAAUUAGAAUCACAAAAUGGAGGACAACCACACAAUACUGGGAAUCGUGGCCUAACCAAGUUGAUACAUAUUUUUGGGGGGGCACAAUUCGAUCCGUGACAAUCACCAUUUGUUGGAAUUGCCUGGACAGCAAUGAGUUUGUUAUUAUAUGUCUGGAACAGUAAUGAUAGUAUCUGCUAAGUAAACAUUUGUUGAAUGAAUGAUCCUUCAUCUAUAUUAAUUUCUAGUGGGAAUGGAAAAGAAAAGCUACAUACAUAAUGAUCAAGACUUUAGAGAUAUGUUAUUAAUGGAAAAUGAGCAAAAAGAAUCAGUAUAUAAAGGUUUCAAAAUACUUAAAUAUGAAAUAAGAAACAAAGCAAGUUCAGUAAGAACUUGAAAUUCUUGGGAUAUCUGAGAUACAGAUUCAUCUCUAAGAGAAGUUUUGGGUAUCUAUUUUCAAAUAAUAAAAAUUCGAAAAAUUCUUACUUCAGAGUAGACCUGAGUAAAAGAGAUGUGUCUACAAUGAGGAAUAAUGAAAUAUGAUUGCUAGCAUUUUAGUAUAAUGUAAACAGUAUUUUCCAGGAAGUCUAUUAGAAAAAAAAAAUAUGUAACAGAAUUAAUCAUCAGAGAAUAUCUAUAAAUUGAGGCAAUGAAACUCAAUAAAACCAUCAAUUUAUUAUAAGCAGUAUUUUUUCCCCCUUUAGGAGAAUUAACCUCUCCAAAAAGAGAGCAGGGCAAUUGGCAUAACAGAGUUUAUAAAGAAAAUGUUCUACAUUCUGCUUUAGUGAAUAGCAUCUGAGGUCUUAAAAGCCUGUGAGUGGCCAUCUAAGAUACUCCACUGGUCUCACCCCAUCUGAAACAAGGGAGAAUGAAGAAAACCAAAGACACAAGGGAAAGAUUAGCCCAAAGGGCUCAUGGACCACAACUAUCACAGCCUCCACCAGACUGAGUCCAUUACAACUAGAUGGUGCCAGGCUACCAUCACUGACUGCUGUGACAGGGAUAACAAUAGAGGGUCCUGGACAGAGCUGGAAAAAAAAAUGUAGAACAAAAUUCUAACUCACAAAAAAAGACCAGACUGACUGGCCUGAGACUGGAGAAGCCCCAAGAGUAUGGCCCCCAGACAACAUUUUAGCUGAGUAAUGAAGUCACUCCUGAGGUUCGCCCUUCAGCGGAGGGUUGGACAGGCCCAUUAAACAAAACGAGACUGAAGGGACAUACCGGCCCGGUGGCGGGGACCGGAGGACGGGAGAGGACAGGAAAGCUGGUAAUAGGCAACCCAGGAUCAAGAAGGGAGAGCACUGACAUGUCAUAGGGUUGGUAACCAAUGUCAUAAAACAAUAUGUGUACUGUUUAAUGAGAAGCUAGUUUGUUUUAUAAACCUUCAUCUAAAGUCCAAAAAAAAAAAAAAGAGAGAGAGAACAGGGAAGCAUGAUAGAAGGUAUAGAAAAAAUAUCUAUCACGUCUUUAAUACGUAACUAUAGAGCUUACAGCAGUGAGGAAUCCUCAAAAUUUAUCUGUUUCCAAGUCCAGCUUUUAACAAACAAAGCAGCUUUGUUCACAGUUAACAGAUGAGAUCACUAAAGUCUAGAAGAAGUUAGCGGCAGCUUUCCACUUCCACUUCUAGUUUGAGUUUUAGCUAGAAAACUUAUUGUUAAAAUGUGAUUGUCAAGAGACAUUAAGAAUAUCAGGAGAUGGUUCGCUUUAUUGUUUUGUCAACACUUACAAGGGUAUCGAACUUAAUGGUCGUUAAAUAAAGCAAGAUUUUCCCAGUGGUCAUCUGCCGUUUUGUGGAUGGAAGGGUAAUUCGACUUGCUCCAUCUUGCUCCAUCUCUUGCCCCCAUUUGUGUGUGACCUUGGUGGGACUUGGUGCCAGCCUCCCACAAUGGAUCCUCAAUGUGCCAGGUCUUCUCUCUCCUUGCCUAGGUGCAAGGAAGAUGGCACAGUUAAGGGCCCUUCCUGCCACCUGGCUCUUCAUAGCUCCCUGGUCUUUCUUGUUGACAAAGUCAAAGCCUCUGGCCGCUGCUUACUCUCCUGACCCCCACACUUAAUCAGCAAAUUCCCUUUUUCUUAAAUGAGUCAAAGUUUUUUUUGUUUUGUUUUGUUUUCCUGAUGCCUGCAACCAAGAACACUGAAAAUCAUAAUACUUAUUUGUGGAACAGACAGUGGUCAUCUCUUCAAAAUAACAGCAAGCAUUUAGACCCCACACAGUCUUCACUAAUAAUGUGAACCACUCUUUACAUUUCAUGAAUGAGGAAGCAGAAGCUUGAAGAGGUAAUGCUGGCCGCCCAACAUCAUACUGUUAGUCACGGCAAAACCUGGACCCAAACCCAGCUCUAAGGAGUUCGAGUCUAGUGCUUAUGCUGAUUCAUAAAUGUAGAAUUAAACUAGGGUCAUAUGUAUUAUGAGAAUUAUAGGUUUGAUUCUGGGCAGUGUUUUGGUUAGUAAGGUGACUGCCUCGUAUACCACCAACGCUUCCAGGUGUGCUUACCAAUCCAUAAAGCACAGGAAUAUGACAAAUCGCUUACUAAUAUUCACAAAUAAAAAAUGGCUAUGUCUCUAUUCAGAUAUCCAGGUCACAUGACUUCAAAAUAGUUACUAAAUUUGGGUGGAGACUGCCUUUUCAAGGCCCAUAUGCCAGAGUAUGAUUCAGUGGACCUUAGGAAAAAACCACGAUCAUUUGGGAUUUUAGAAACCAGUCACGUCCUUAGCUUGUACCCAACAGCUUUACAGCUUCUGCUGAAGCCUGUCGGCAGUCUUUUUCUUAAUUUGUUUUGUAAUUUAAAUGCUGUUAAGUUAUCAAAGGAGCAAUGGUAGAUCAAGAUACACAAAAAAUAAGGGGAAUGCUGCCUCUCCUUAAUUCAGUGGAAAAUGAGGGUGAGUAGAAGCUCCUCUGGGGGAAUGCAUUGAUUCAAUGAACUGUCUUAGCUAAAUUAAUCCCACAGAGAACCAAACACCAUCCAGUGCUCUGGAAAAAGUAACUUACUAAAUGGUGCUCUGGUCUCCCAACAGUAAAUAUAAUACAGGUAGGUAAACACACAUCCAUUAUAGAUCCCAAGAAGCUUUAUCUCGAUGGUUGCUUUUCUCUUAAUCUCGGUAUCUAGAGUUUUACUGUCCGAUGCAUCAGACUCAGAAGUUUAUAAAAAGUUCUCCUUAAAGCUGUCCACACAAUUGAAUAAAUAACUUCAUCCAGUUUCUUACUAAGUACCUUUCCCAAACUUCUAUUCUAUAUCCAUCAAAAGAUCAGGUACUUUUUUCAGGGGGAUUUUCUUCAGUGGAUUAAGUGGAAAAGAAGAACGUAUCCAUAAGAUGACUUGAAAAUUCAGGCCGUGACUUUGAAUUUGUACGGACUUAAACAUAGUGCCCUAGAGAAAUACAAUGAGUAACAUGUCCUAACGUAAACAGUGGUUUCAUUGGAAAUUAAAAUUAAAAAAGUAAUAUUUACAGUAGCAUCAAAAAUAUAAAAUACUCAGGGAUGAAUUGGAUGAAAGAUAUAAAAGAUCUGUGCAUUAAAACUACAAAUCGUUGCUCAGAGAAAUUGAGGAAAACCUAAAUAAAUUGAAGGAUAUUCUUUGUUCACUGGUUGGACUCAUUAUUGUUAAGAUAUCAAUUCUUUCCAAAUAGAUCAAUAGUCAAUGCAGUCCCUAUCAAAAUACCAGUAGGCCUAUUUGUAGCAAUUGACAAACUGAUUCUAAAUUUAAUACGGAAAUGCAAAAGACUUAGAAAGGUUAGAACAACUUUGAAAAAAAAAAUGGACAAAGUUGGAAAAUUAACACUAUGUGGUUUCAGGACUAAUUAUAAUAACAAUUAAGUGAUUAUUAUAGUAGUUAAGAUGAUGUGACAUUGAUGUCAAGAUAGCCAAAAAGGCAAAAGAAAAGAAUAGAGUCCAGAAAUAAACCCAUAUAUGGGUGGACACUGGUUUUCAAUAAAAAUUUAAAGGAAAUUUUCAAUGGAAAAUGAUAGUCUUUUUCAACAAAUGGUGUCCAAAAAUUAGCUACCUAAAAAAAAAAAAAAAAAAAAAAUUUUUUUUUUUUUUUAAUCUAUAUAUCUCUCCAUGUAUACCGUUGCUGUCAAGUUGAUUCAGACUUAUUGCACCCCUAAAGGGCAGAAUAGAACUGCCCCAUAGGGUUUCCAAGGAGCGGUUCCAGUGGAUUUGAACUGCCGAAGUUUUGGUUAGCAUCUGAGCUCUUAGCCUCCGUGCCACCAGGGCUCAUAUCUAUAUUUAUGUAUAUGUACAUAUAUACAUAUAUUUGGUCUACAUAUUAUACCAUGUAAAAAAUUGAACUAGAACUGGAUAUUAAAUCUAAAUGUAAAACAUAAAUGUAUAAAAGUUCUAGUUGAGUACCUUUGUGACUUUAGGUUAGGCAAAGAUUUCUUAGAUACAACACCAAAAGUACAAUCCUAAAAAAAAAAAAGGAUAAAUUGGACUUCUGCUCUUCCAAAGAUAUUGUUAAGUGAAUGAAAAGAUAAGACACAGACUGGAAAAAAAUAUAUGCAAAGUAUAUAUCUGAUAAAAAAUACUUGUAUCCAGAACAUAUACAUAAAGUUAAAGACCUAGUAAUAAAAAAUAAACAACUCAACUUGAAAAAUGGGUGAAAGAGUUGGACAGUCACUUCACCAAGAAGAUUUGAUUUAUGGAGGAUAAAUAAACACACAAAGAGAUGCUCACCAUCAUUUAACAUUAGGAAAUGCAAACCAAGACCUCAAUGAGAUACCACUGAACACCUGGAAAGCUAGCCAAAAUUAAAAAGAAUGACUAUGCCAAAUAAUGGUGAGGAUAUAAGUAACUGGGACUCUCUCUCAAUGCACUGCUGGUGGGUAUGUAAAGUGGUACAACCACUAAAACUAAGGGAAAAAUACAGAAAACUAUUGAGAGCUUCCUAUACUCAUCCCUGCAUACAUACACUCCUCCUGAAUUCAGUUGCCUACCCUCCACUCCAUUAUCUGUGGCAGAGUGUAUUUCUAAAAUAUUGAUUGACUAACCACUUGGCUUUAAAAGUCUUUGAGUUGAUAUACUUAUUUAGUGCCUACUAUGUGUAACCUGUUGAAGUCCUGGUGGUGGACUGGUUGAUAACUAUGGCUGCUAACCAAACGGUCAGCAGUUUGAAUCCACCAGCUCCUCCUUGGAAACCCUAUGGGGCAGUUCUACUCCGUCCUAUAGGGUUACUAUGAGUCUGAAUCAACUCGAUGGCAAUGGGACAGGAUGUGUAACAUGGAGCCCUGGUGGUGCAGUGGUGAAGAGCUCGGCUACUAAUCAAAAGGUUGGCAGUUUGAGUACACCAGCCACUCCUUGGAAACCCUAUGGGGCAGGUCUACUCUGUCCUAUAGGGUUACUAUGAUUUGGAAUCGACUCGAAGGCAGUGGAUAUGUGUAACAUUCUCAAACUUCCAGCAGUUGGUGAAAAAUACAAAUUAUACCGUGCCAAGUUGCUUAUUUUUAUUUCAAUUUCCUAGAUUGUGGCUUGUGAGUGAAUCUACCACAAAUUAGUUAAAACCCCAAAUCAAUUCAUUGGGAACCAGCAGACUGAGUUCAUACCUUUUAAAGCCCCACUUUUUUAUUUUUCAAACAAAGUUAUUAGUAUAUAUUAACUAUUGUAGCUGAUAACUUUGAGAAUUUGUGCUUCUGUGAAAAUUUCUAGUAUAGUUGCCCAUUAUUGCAGAUAGAAAAGCUUUUGAUGGAUCAGGAAGAUUCACAUUGAGGUCUCUCUUAAAUUUUUAACCAAUUUUAGUCUCUCAGAUUUAAAAAAACAAAACAAACCUUCAAUCGAAUACUUCAGAAUGAGUCAAAUUUCUUCAAGUUUUCUUCUUUUUACCGCCCAUUCUUCCUUCUAUUAAAGACCCCAUUACUCGGUUCUCCCUUUAUACGUUCAGCUUAGGAUACCAACCAGGCUCAAUUAUUUUCAUAUCUAGCUAGACUACCCCCUUCUCCUUCACUACUUUAGUCAAUUUUGCAACAUCAUCAUUUCCCUUGUACCCCUUGUCCUUCUCUAUACCUCACCUACCUGUCCCUAAUUUUAAAUCAAUCCAAUUAUCUUAGAUGCCCAAGUCCCACUGGAGAAACUACACUGCCAUGCAGACAGGCACCGCUCCACAUGCCCAGUCACAGCUGCCUCCAGCCCACCUGGCCAACCAGUUAUUGUAGUUAGUUGCUCCCGUCCCUCACAAUGGCAAGUCAAAACCAUUGGCAACCUGUUGAGUUCUCUUUCUCCUGCUGCCCCAGCACCCAACUCUCUUUAUGUGGAAGGGGUAUCAGCAAUGUUGGGGUGUAUAUGACUUCAAUUCAGGAUCAAAUAUUUGAAUUGGUAUCAUCUGAGAGUUUCCUGGGCUUCAUCAUUGGAAGCGUGCUGUAGAAGCUACACCAAGACAUUGGGACAAAGGAGAGCAAGGAGCAGGGUAUGACCAUAGGGGAGAGGAGUGUGGUCAACUAUCUGGGGAAAUUAGGUAGAUGUAACCUUCAAUAUUAGCUUCGAAGUGGAGCUAGUGUUAAAGCAGACCGUGGUCUUUUCCGGUGAGGGAGACAGGAAGACGAAGGCAAGGAAGUGACAAGAAGUUCAGAGUAGCUGUAGCAGAGGGCAUGUGAGAUGUGGGAAACACAGGGAAACCAUGGGAAGAGAUAAGGCUGGAGCUGCAGGUGCGGCCACAUUUUGAAGCCUCUUUUAUGCCAGGUUCAGAUGUUUUUACUUUAUCUUAGAGUAAUGGCUGUUAAGGAAAAAUUAAGAAGGGUGCAUGAUAAAUUUCUUGCUAAGGGUAGUAACAGAUGAGAGUAGACUGAUAGGAUGGGAGGUUGGUGGGGAGGAGUAGGGCUGGCUACAUGGGCAUGUGGCCUGUGCAGUCACCCAGGGCCCAGCACUGUGUGCUCAGAAGGGCCUCCUGUGGCUGUAAUGUAAUUCUUCAUAAUCAUUUUAGCUUUGAACAAUAGGACAUGUACUGGGGGCCUGCAAACUUGCCUCACAUGCAUUGGACUACUGCCACCUCUCUGCCUCCCCCAGGCUGCCUACUUCCAUGGUUCCUGGCACCUUGGGUAUCACCAGCUCUUCCCUUCUCCAUCCUUAUCCCAGUUGGUGCUGUAGUCAGUCAGGUGGUGACCUGAGCAAGAACACAGGACGGGUGAGGGGCAUGUGUGAACACCUCACAGCAUCUUAGGGUGGGAAAAGGGCAGAAUCCUGGGCAACUCAGUGGGCUUGAGUCUCUCCUUUAUCCCAUUCCAGGUACCAAGCAGGUCCCAUAAUGGUGGUUGUACCUCUUGAAGGUCACCAUUCAUCGUAGGUUGAGAUGACAGCCCUGUAGGAAGGGGAGAUGCCUAGCUCAACAUUCCUGCCCGUGGCCAGAGCACAAUACUUAUUGCAAUGUGGCACAGGCCCUGCAGUUGGUGGAAGGAGCAACCCAGAAGCUGAUGGACCAGCAAAUAAGUACUGUGAGGAGGUAGUCCUUCAGGCAAGCCUUGCGGCUGUGGUCUUCCCUAUACCUCCCCCUGAUCGCAUCUUUGGGCUUCAGGAACAAACCGUCUCACACCUCCUCCAGGCCUAAUGGUUUGUCUAAAUGUCAGCAGGAUAAAGGAGAUAUAAUUCUGGGUGAGGCUCCAAGAUGUCUGAACAACCCCUGCUAGGGUGACUAGGUGAGAAAAUUCUCCAUGUAAUGGGUCACAUAGGCUGGGGAUAUAACAUAGCCUAGGGAGAGAUUUUUCUCUGUCUCUUCGGCUAUGGUGCUCGUGGGAUACAUGUAACAUUAGCCUUACAGUCACCUAAGUGGACCUACGUAGCCAGGGCAAGACCAGCAGAAGGUAGGCUCCUACUGUGUGCUGCAAUCAUGAUGCCAAGUGAAGGGCUUAAGUAAAAGAGUCCUUUGUAUUCACUGGGACAAUUUCCAGAAGCCAGGGGAAUGGGCGUGCUAUAUAACUGUCCCAGUUAAGUCCCUCUCACGACUUAAAGUGGGGUGUGCACGGAAGUUUUCCAAUCUCACCCCCACAGUUUAUGAGCCAGGGGGGCUUCUCAUCUGUUGUAUACCAUCUGCUUCUUAUUGUAAGUAAUGAAAGAUACUUUCCAUGUGCUAAUGUGUGUCCAGGCUCCUACCUGAAGGGCACGAUGUUUAUGGAGAAAUCCAUAUUAGUUAUUAGUUCCCUUUUUCUAAUGGCCUCCUGGCUAUCUAGAAAUUGGGGGCCACCUGUGAUUACCAUGCGGAUUUGGGGUGCUGCAUCUCACAUACUUACCUAGUUGUGGGUGGGUGCUCCAGCACCUUUUAAAUCCUGUGCCAAGGGAACAUGACAUGAAAUAGCAAAUAUAACCCAUCAGGAUAGUGAGAAAGCAAGAGAGAGAAAUGAUUUUUAUUUUAUGAUACUUUAGUACCUUUUAAAGGCACAUUUUGCACCGGGCCCCAUAAAUUAUUUAGGCAGCGCUGACAGGAAACUAGCUGUACUAUUAUUGGGGUCCAGGCAGGAGCCUGGGGUGUGAGAAAUGGAAUGAUUUUUUUCUCAUUCCCCAUUAGGUCGACUGAAUUCCGCGGGCUCCUAAAUGACUUGAUACUUCAAAAGCAACUUUAUGCAUUAUAUUUAGAAGUUUCUUUUUAGUCAGUUUCACUUUCUUCCACUUAAUGAGCAGGAGAUUAUCUUUCUGAUGAAGUAAGAAACCCCGAAGGUGACAAAAUAAUGGGCCCUUGAUCAAUGCUUAUUGAAUAACAGAAGAGUAAGAACAGCAAACGACCUCGCUGAGAUGUGUGUGCGUUUGUGUGUUGUUUUAACAGAAGCCAUAUAGCUUCUGAUAUUAAAAAAUAAAAAGAAGUUGCCACCAAGUUGAUUCAAACUCAUGGCAACCUCAUUUGUGUCCGAGUAGAACUGUGCUCCAAGGGGUUUUCAAUGACUUAUUUUUCUAAUGUAGAUCACCAGACCUUUCCUCUGUGGCACCUUUAUGUGGAUUGAGCCUCCAACCUUUGGUUUAUCAGCUGAGUCUUUACGGUUUGUGCCAACCAGAGAGUCUUCUGAUACGAAAAAUGUAUGCGAUCUUACAAAGAGUUGAUAGAGCUGUGGAAGCCUCCUGUCUUAGUCUGGGUUCUCCAGAGGAGGAAAACCAGUGAACUGUGUGUUUAUUUAUAAGACUACUUCAACGAAAUGGCUUACACAAUUGUGGGGGCUGGCAGUUCCCAAAUCUGUGAGUCAGGUGGUAGGCUGAAGACUUCUGCUGGCUUAUGUGGUUGCAGGGGAUGACGAACCCAAAAUCUGCAGGUCAGGUGGCAGGUUGGAGGCUUCUGUUGGCUCAUAGGGUGACAGGGGCUGACGAACCCGAAAUCUGCAGGUCAGGUGGCAGGUUGGAGGCGUCUGCUGGCUCACAGGGUGGUGGGGGCUGGAGAAUCCAAAUUCUGCAGGUCAGGCGGCAGGUUGAGGCUUAUGCUGGCUUAUGUGGUUGUAGGGGAUGACGAACCCAAAAUCUGCAGGUCAGGUGGUAGGUUGGAGGCUUUUCCUGGCGCAUAGGGUGGCAGGGGCUGACGAACCCAAAAUCUGCAGGUCAGGAGGCAGGUUGAGGCUUCUGCUGGCUCAUAGGAUGGCAGGGGCUGACGAACCCAAAAUCUGCAGGUCAGGCGGCAGGUUGGAGGCGUCUGCUGGCUCACAGGGUGGUGGGGGCUGGAAAAUCCAAAAUCUGCAGGUCAGGUGGCAGGUUGGAGGCGUCUGCUGGCUCACAGGGUGGUGGGGGCUGGAGAGUCCAAAUUCUGCAGGUCAGGUGGCAGGUUGGAGGCGUCUCCUGGCUCACAGGGUGGUGGGGGCUGGAGAGUCCAAAUUCUGCAGGUCAGGCAGCAGGUUGGAGGCGUCUGCUGGCUCACAGGGUGGUGGGGGCUGGAGAGUCCAAAUUCUGCAGGUCAGGCGGCAGGUUGGAGGCGUCUGCUGGCUCACAGGGUGGUGGGGGCUGGAGAGUCCAAAAUCUGCAGGUCAGGCGGCAGGUUGGAGGCGUCUGCUGGCUCACAGGGUGGUGGGGGCUGGAGAGUCCAAAUUCUGCAGGUCAGGUGGCAGGUUGGAGGCGUCUGCUGGCUCACAGGGUGGUGGGGGCUGGAGAGUCCAAAUUCUGCAGGUCAGGCGGCAGAUUGGAGGCGUCUGCUGGCUCACAGGGUGGUGGGGGCUGGAGAGUCCAAAAUCUGCAGGUCAGGCGGCAGGUUGGAGGCGUCUGCUGGCUCACAGGGUGGUGGGGGCUGGAGAGUCCAAAAUCUGCAGGUCAGGCGGCAGGUUGGAGGCCUCUGCUGGCUCACAGGGUGGUGGGGGCUGGAGAAUCCAAAAUCUGCAGGUCAGGCAGCAGGUUGGAGGCGUCUGCUGGCUCACAGGGUGGUGGGGGCUGGAGAGUCCAAAUUCUGCAGGUCAGGCGGCAGGUUGGAGGCGUCUGCUGGCUCACAGGGUGGUGGGGGCUGGAGAAUCCAAAUUCUGCAGGUCAGGUAGCAGGUUGGAGGCUUCUGCUGGCUCAUAGGGUGGCAGGGGCUGACGAACCCAAAAUCUGCAGGUCAGGCGGCAGGUUGGAGGUGUCUGCUGGCUCACAGGGUGGUGGGGGCUGGAGAGUCCAAAUUCUGCAGGUCAGGUGGCAGGUUGGAGGCGUCUGCUGGCUCACAGGGUGGUGGGGGCUGGAGAAUCCAAAUUCUGCAGGUCAGGUAGCAGGUUGGAGGCUUCUGCUGGCUCAUAGGGUGGCAGGGGCUGACGAACCCAAAAUCUGCAGGUCAGGUGGUAGGUUGGAGGCCUUUGCUGGCGCAUAGGGUGGCAGGGGCUGACGAACCCAAAAUCUGCAGGUCAGGAGGCAGGUUGAGGCUUCUGCUGGCUCAUAGGAUGGCAGGGGCUGACGAACCCAAAAUCUGCAGGUCAGGCGGCAGGUUGGAGGCGUCUGCUGGCUCACAGGGUGGUGGGGGCUGGAGAAUCCAAAUUCUGCAGGUCAGGUAGCAAGUUGGAGGCUUCUGCUGGCUCAUAGGGUGGCAGGGGCUGACGAACCCAAAAUCUGCAGGUCAGGUGGUAGGUUGGAGGCCUUUGCUGGCGCAUAGGGUGGCAGGGGCUGACGAACCCAAAAUCUGCAGGUCAGGAGGCAGGUUGAGGCUUCUGCUGGCUCAUAGGAUGGCAGGGGCUGACGAACCCAAAAUCUGCAGGUCAGGCGGCAGGUUGGAGGUGUCUGCUGGCUCACAGGGUGGUGGGGGCUGGAGAGUCCAAAUUCUGCAGGUCAGGUGGCAGGUUGGAGGCGUCUGCUGGCUCACAGGGUGGUGGGGGCUGGAGAAUCCAAAAUCUGCAGGUCAGGUAGCAGGUUGGAGGCUUCUGCUGGCUCAUAGGGUGGCAGGGGCUGACGAACCCAAAAUCUGCAGGUCAGGCGGCAGGUUGGAGGCGUCUGCUGGCUCACAGGGUGGUGGGGGCUGGGGAGUCCAAAUUCUGCAGGUCAGGCGGCAGGUUGGAGGCGUCUGCUGGCUCACAGGGUGGUGGGGGCUGGAGAGUCCAAAUUCUGCAGGUCAGGCGGCAGGUUGGAGGCGUCUGCUGGCUCACACGGUGGUGGGGGCUGGAGAAUCCAAAUUCUGCAGGUCAGGUAGCAGGUUGGAGGCUUCUGCUGGCUCAUAGGGUGGCAGGGGCUGACGAACCCAAAAUUUGCAGGUCAGGUGGCAGGUUGGAGGCGUCUGCUGGCUCACAGGGUGGUGGGGGCUGGAGAGUCCAAAUUCUGCAGGUCAGGCAGCAGGUUGGAGGCGUCUGCUGGCUCACAGGGUGGUGGGGGCUGGAGAGUCCAAAUUCUGCAGGUCAGGUGGCAGGUUGGAGGCGUCUGCUGGCUCACAGGGUGGUGGGGGCUGGAGAGUCCAAAUUCUGCAGGUCAGGCAGCAGGUUGGAGGCGUCUGCUGGCUCACAGGGUGGUGGGAGCUGGAGAAUCCAAAAUCUGCAGGUCAGGCAGCAGGUUGGAGGCGUGUGCUGGCUCACAGGAUGAUGGGGGCUGGAGAACCCGAAAUCUGCAGGUCAGGUGGUAGGCUGAAAACUUCCGCAGGUUUAUGUCCUAGGAACCGGUGUUAAGGCAACAAGGAGAGCGCAGAGUAGAGAGAGAGCAAGAAUGGGGGAGAGGGAAUGAGAGCCUCACUGGGCCAUUCACUUAUAUACUGGAGGCAGGCUGCACCGCUAAGAAAGCUUGUCUUUCGACUUAUUCAUCACAGCAGAUCGCAUCAUGGAGGUGAUUACGUUAUAGUUCAUUACGGCAGAGCAAUCAGUCCAAUGCCUGCCAAGCCACCGAGACUCAUGGCCUAGCCCAGCUGACACAUAACAGUAACCAUCAUACCUCCAAAGACCCACCUUCUACGUGCUGAAAGCCCUUGUCCUGUCCUUGUUCUGAAGGCUGUUACCCGAUAACAGCGGAGAAGCUUGGAUAAUUAAGAAGUUAAGGAUAAAGCUUCAGCCCUUAUUCUUGCGUUUUAAUACACAAAGUACACAUAUCUUUCAAAAAAAAAAAAAAAGAAGAAGCUGACAACUGAACAGCUUCUAGGAGGUAAAGAUCUGCUGCCUUUAUUUUCCCCCAAGAAAUAACAGCCUGAAGAGAGAAAAUAAAGAGUUUUUAGUUCUUCUGAGAUAAAACUUUCAUUUUUCUUUUUUCGGUUUGGGAUAAUGAUUAUUUUCUCCCCUGUUACCUAAAACCUUAAGUACUUAAGAUAUUGCCUCAGCGACGAGUGUAACAUACUUUGACAAAACGAUGUCUUAACAGAUUCUCGGAAGCCUUAUUGCCACAUGGUAUAAUUGAGUUCCUGCUGAACUGGACCAAAAGGAUCACAGAAGGAUCUUCUGUGAGUAGUAGUCACUGAGGUCAGUGUUAUUAAAAAAUUUAAUGUAGUUGGAGGAAUAAGAGAAAAACACAAAGAGGACCCAGAAAAGGGCGUUUGCAGGCAAAUUUUAUUGGAAUUUUUCAGGCUAAAGAGAAUUGGGUGAAGCUUGAAAACAAUCUAGACAAUGAAAUCAAAGUACUGGGCAGGUUUUAACCCUAAGGAGAAAUGGGAAAGUUGUGGACGGAUCGCUACAGAGACUAAGCGGUGUCUCCAGGUUCUGGUUAUAUGUGUUUCUGAAUCUCAGCACGCCUGGCUCCUGAAUUUUAAGCCACUUCAGACAAAACAUAGGAAAGGGAAUGCCUGCCAUGGAUCCCUAAGGCAAAGUCAGGGCAGUGGAUAUGGGAUAUCCGUGUAUGGGUUUUGGAGUUAGCUGAGGGGUGAGACCCAUUUCUGCCUCUUUAUUUGCUCUGUGACUCUGGACAAAUUCUUAACCUCUCCAAGCCUCCAUUUCCUUGUCUGUGAAAAAGGACUGCAAAGAAUGUACCUGGCUCAUAAAAUUGUUGUAAGGGUUAGAAAUACCGCACGUAAAGUUAGACUUGGCACAGUGCCCGGCAGGACUGGCGCACUAUUAUUACCUGUUUUUACAAACAGCAAGAAUUGGUGAGAAAAAUCUCAAAAUUGCCUGGGUUAUCUUGGAACUGAAAUUGGGUACAGGUUUUGCAUCCGUCGACUGGAUGGUCUAGAACGAAGUACUUCCGCUUUUGUUCACUGGUGGCAGCUACAGCUCCUUCUGAACAUGUUUUUGCUGUAAAAAUCAAGCAAAAAUGUGCAAGUUUCUUUUUCUUUGAAUUUCUUUGUGUGUGUGUAUGUGUGCGUGCGCUUAGGGAAAGGAUAUAUCUACAAGUAUUUCUGACAUCCAUUAAAUGCAUAGACAUUUAUUUAUCUUACAGGUAGUACCAAAUCUAAUGGUGGUGCUCUCAAGCCAGUGAUAACCCAGUGCGUUGGAAUGAUAGGACUUUUUUUUUUUGUUUGAAAGGUAGAAGGAUUAGCUUACAAAUAUUUAAAUGAGCUUCAACUUCACCAAAGUUCAGGUCCCUGAGGUAAGCUCUUUCUUGUGUUUUACCUUGAAAGUCUUCUCCAAUGAUGCACUUGAAAUCUUUACUUUAUGUUAAAAGCCACCCCUAAUGGGUCUGAUUGUAAAAGAAGCUGGGGUUAGCUAUUUCUGUCAAGGAGCAGGGUAGAAUUGAAAGUUAUUUGUAAAAGGAAAUGAAACGAUUCCAUGUAAUCGCUGUUUUGCUAUGUAGACAUGGUGAAAUAAAAAAUAAAAUAGAAACUUUGUAAUUUGAGAAAGAAUGGUCUCUUCAGAGCAUGGAAAUCUUUAUUUCGUUCUUUUCGAUGUUAUUAUUAAAGUGGAAGUUGCAAAAUCCUGCAAAGCGGACGUGUUAACUGAUGUUUACAUCAAUACCUACAAGUGACCAGGAGCAUCCCUUCAUGUACAAUAAAGGCAAAACAAACAAACAAACAAAUCCUUUUCAUCUGCUCUGGUGAUAUUGACUAGCAGAGAGGGGUCUCAUGUUAUAUUUAUAUAGUAUUUUCUAAAUUACUUAUGGUUUAAAAAAAAAAAAUCGAUUCUUCUUUUCUCCCUGUGAUGAAAGCGGCUGUUGUUUUCUUUGACUAAAAGGUGUAUGUGUUUAUUGCUGACGACUUCGUAAACACAGAGCUGAGGGCUGCAAUCCAUCUUCAUGGAAGACACCAGGCUCAGGCUUUAUCGUAUUUAAACCAAGUGCCAAAGCUGACCUCACCGUCUUUGUUCACACAGGGCUGCAGCUGGACGAAGUGUGGGUGGGGCAUGUGCCCUAAGUCCAUGCUCAGCAUCAGGGUCACAGCAAAGGGGGCUCUGACAGGAUUCCAUUGUGACCUCAUUCUGGAGCUAAGGCAACAAUUCUCUAGCAGGCUCAGGCUUGGUGCACGUUGCACUGGUGCCCACUCCUCUACUCCCCAGAGAGGUCCUACAUUGCACUGGUGCCCACUCCCAACCUUCCCAGAGAGGUCCUACAUUGCACUGGUGCCCACUCCUCUACUCCCCAGAGAGGUCCCACAUUGCACUGGUGCCCACUCCUCUACUCCCCAGAGAGGUCCCACAUUGCACUGGUGCCCACUCCUCUACUCCCCAGAGAGGUCCCACAUUGCACUGGUGCCCACUCCCAACC